Carassius auratus (goldfish) is the source of this 1232-nucleotide messenger RNA. Its product is annotated as apolipoprotein L3-like. NCBI's taxonomy places the organism in Eukaryota, Metazoa, Chordata, Actinopteri, Cypriniformes, Cyprinidae. Bases 1 to 975 code for a protein of 324 amino acids. The record is from RefSeq and is a predicted model, not a curated record. Gene Ontology annotation, cellular component: membrane; extracellular region. Gene Ontology annotation, molecular function: lipid binding. Gene Ontology annotation, biological process: lipoprotein metabolic process; lipid transport. The transcript has 3 exons.
AUGGAUCGCCGUCGCAAUCUGUCUGGAUCCAGUGAUUACAGCAGAGCUUCAGAUUGGAGUAUUGAUCCUCCUCCUUACUUUAACUGUGCUGGGAGUAAACCAGAGGAGAUACUACAUUGGAAACUUCAAACUUUUGAUACAUUCAAAAGAACCAUUGAGGAACUAAAGUCAGAAUAUGAUAGAAAUCUUCCCACACUCACUGAUCAAAUAAAGAAACUGAACGACAUCGCUGAUCAGACUGAAUCUGUGCACAAGGGCACUGAAGUGGGCAAUUUGGUUGGAGCAUCAGUUGGAGCAUUUGGAGGAAUCGCAGAACUAGCGGGUAUGGCUUUAGCUCCAAUCACAUCCAGACUUGCUAUGUCUCUUUCUGCUGUUGGAGCUGUUGCUGAAGCAGCUGGACGAGUAACAAGUACAGCAUCAAACAUCACCAACAAGUUCAAGCAAAGAAAACUACGUCUGACUGUUGAGAAGAUCAUCUGUGAUUUCCUGGAGAUACUCAAACCAAUGACUGAGCAUCUGAGUAUAAUUUCUUACAUCACUGCUGAUGUUCAACGGAACAAUGAGAUGUUGAGUAAGCUGAGGUUUCAGAGACCAGUAAGAGGUUUUGAUGACUUAUUAAAGAUAGUGAGAGUAGCUGAUGUAGCUAUAGUUGGAAAUUAUUGUGCAGAGGCUGCCAAAGAAAUCUGUGUGUAUGAGAACAAUGUCAGUGCUGUACGUGGAUCUGCAGGAGCUGCCAAAGCUAAGCGUGUAGCAGCAACCACUGGUGUAAUCUCAUCUCUGUUUCUUACUCUUGAUGUUGCUUCUAUUGUUCAAGAUUUAAUAGAGAUCUCUGAAAUGAAUCAACCAGCAAAAGAGAGAAAGGCAGAAGAAAUCAAAUCACAAACUCUGAAGUUUAUUCAUUACACGAGAGAAACAGCUUCUCAAUUUCAGGAGACUCUAGAUAAAAUUAACCUUGUCAUAAACACUUUUAACUAAAUGUUUCUAAACAGCACAUCUAUCAGGCCCAGAAAUAAAUGAUCACACAGUUAUUAAAAAAGAAAGAAAAAAUGACAACAUGGCUUCUUUUUAUAUACAGUACUGUAUAUACCUUAUACAGUAGGCUAGUCUUGUUCUUUUGUUUCUUAUUUGGUUUUCCAUGUUAUGUGGAAUCUUGAGCGGAAAAAACUAAAUGUUAAACAAAAGACAAGAAACAAUAAAUGUUACCGGCCUUUUUAAAGAAAGAUUAAAAAAAA